Molecule: messenger RNA, 4672 nt
Organism: Hippocampus zosterae (dwarf seahorse)
Lineage: Eukaryota; Metazoa; Chordata; Actinopteri; Syngnathiformes; Syngnathidae
Exons: 3
Coding region: 1547-3490 (647 amino acids)
Biological process (GO): nervous system development; negative regulation of transcription by RNA polymerase II
Cellular component (GO): nucleus
Molecular function (GO): RNA binding; protein binding
Source: RefSeq, a predicted model, not a curated record
AGUUUUGGUAGUUGAAUUAGUAAAGUUUUGAAAUCAAUGAAUAAUCAUGUUGAUAACCAAAAUUUCAAGAUCAAUCAAAAUAAUUGCCAAGCCCUCAUAGAAUGCUGAACAUUGAAUACAAUUACAUGGGUGAAAAUGAAUCUGUCAAGCAGAUUGUUAAUUGUUCUGUGGUUAAGGACUUGUUUUUUCUUUGCUUUGGACUGUGAAACUCCUUUCUCCAAAAUUUCAGAGAGGCCUCUUUCAUCAUUCGGUAUGAACCUGCUUCGAAAGAGGUUUGCUAAUCAACCUUUGUGAGAGGGAGAUGAUCACCGAAAAGUACACAUCACGUAGAGCUGCACACGGUAUACACGUGGUACAGCUGAUUUGAUUGCAUCAUUUCAAACAGAACAUUGAUUACUUUCUUUUUAAAUAAGCCUUAUUAGAUAUUAGAAGUCAUGAGACUGCGCUCGUGGGACUGGGUCUGGCCCGGGCCCAAUUCCUGGUGAACGUCUCAAUUACUCAAAGCUACCAUGACAUGAUGAAACACAAAAUUAAAAGAAAGCUCUUUGUGCUGUACAGUGUGUAUUUCACUCCAUUUGGAAUUAAUCACAUAUUUUGGCAUAAUUAUAUUGGGUUGGACUUUUUAUCAUAAUUGGAGUGACUUGUAUCUUAUUGUAUUGUAUCUGAAUAGCCUGACACACUGUGAAUGUAUCAUGCGGUUGCCGUGUGUUGAGAUACAUAUCAUAUCAGCCUCAGUGAUGGAGACGCACAUCCCUAAUAAAUCAGAUCAGUGUACAAAAGUAAUGAAUGGAUUGAGAGAUGACCUCUCACAGGGUGAUGGUUUUGAAUCUCGAGCCUCGAAAAUGGUUGGAUGGGAUCCAUGCAGUAAAUGUACCCGACAUUGUGGACAUGCAGUAUUAAGUGCAGAGUCCUCGGCUGUUUGUGUCUGCCUGUGUGUAUCUGUGUGUGUUUGUAUCCCUCAGAGUGAUUAAAGCAAGUGGGCGGCAGUAGCAACUGGUCUGCCUGUGUGGCUCGGCAUAGCAGACAUGUUUCUCACUGCUAGAUAUUACUCAUUUCCUCAGUCGUUUGCACACACAAAAACACACCCGCAUGCGCGUGCACACAUAUACACACGCGCGCACACACACACACAUUUAUACACACGCGCGCACACACACAUGACACACAGCAGAGACGAAUAGGGCUCUCAGUUAUUUCCCUUGAUUUUUCUGGCUUGACUAUAUCAUUUCACACACAGCAACACUGGGUGUGUUGCUGUGUGUGUUGCUGCUACAGAUGUUGACAAGUGUCAGUGUGGCAGAGUAAGGAGCUGAAGAUUGGGUUGAACCCACGGGAUGUUUGGGAUAUGAAUGGCACGCUACGCUGGGAUAUCUGCUCAUCUUGCACUAAGGUGAGUGUCCUCAACCCUGCAAAAUCCACAGUGAUCAAACAGUGAUGCUGUGCCACAGCCUUCCCCUCUGUGUGUCCCCUCCAUUCUCCCGCGAGGCCCAUGUGACCUAGCCUACGCCCACACGUAGGGGGCACCAACGGCCGCUGGAGCCCACCCAUGAAUCCCAGCCCUGACCGCAGCAAAGAGUGCCUCCCUCCCAAGAAGAGGGAGUCUCGGCAAGGGUCGUCCGAACGCUACCUUCCGCCGCCCGAUGAAUUUAAGCCCCCUGUGCCAUUUCGGAGUAGGACUAACGCAGGACGAGGGGAGAGCAGCAGAGAGGUCGUGGAAAGGCAGCGAGCUCUUGCUAGCCCAAACCCUAAUUUCCAUCACACUCCUCCAGCCCUACCUGCACCAGCACCACUGCCCCUGCCAUGGCCCUUGAGCUACACUUCCUCUGUGUCCCUUCCGCUUUUUCAAGGGCAUGUUGUGGAAAGGAGGGGUUCCGCGUCUCCUGCAUGGAGAGAUGAUCCCCUCUCAACACCACUGCCUCACCACUCCAGGUGGCUCCGAGCUGAAGGUCCCCUUUCCUCCCCGUCCUCCAGUUGCUCGUUUAAGACUCCAUUCCCAGCUGAUUCGAGAGAGACGUGGUCUUAUAUUAACAGUAGCCGGCGAGAUUACAGCUCCUCUCUCUUCUCCCCGUCCUACCUGUUUGGCCAUACCUCUCUCUACCCCCAAGAGCCAAGUUUAGUUGAAGCCAGGAACAGAUACCUGGGAAAGAGGCCCAAUGGACUGGAUGGGCCGGGCAGCAGGACUGCCUCUGCCUCUAGGCAUUUGUUCCCAGGUGAUUACGGACAUGAUAGUAUCAGAACUAGAUUGGACCUGAGUCCACAAAGCUCCCAUACUAAUGGUGGCCGGAGACAGCAGGACGAUCUGACACCUCAUACUCAGUCCGGGGGCCCAAUUUUUUCAGACUCUCAGGCUCACGAGCUACAUUCCUCACUGCAGGACAGGCAUCGGCAAAGAAUACCCACCAGCCCCCAUCCGCUGGGACAAGACCCCAGGGCAAGUAGAGAGAGAUUACCCGACACAGCGGGGGGCCCAGCAGCCGAAGCUCACCUCUACUACUCUUUGGGAUCUGUCUGCCAGUCCAGCCCUCAGACCUCCCAGUCCUACCCACCAUACAGUCCCUCAGGAACACCACUGUAUAACUUGCAAGCAGAGCCUGGCCUAAAGCAGCAGUGUCCAAGGAACUCCCCCAACUCACCACAGGGUCUACUGAACAGCCAUGACGGGUCCCAAAAGGACCAUGACAAAGACCAAGACAAAAACAGAGAACAGGCUCUGCAUCGGAACAGGGAGCGAGAUAAAGACAAAGAGAAGCACCUGAAAUAUAACAGGGAUCAUGUUCACACCUCACCCCCUGCACCUCACCCACCAUCCCCUGCGCUCCUACCUCACUUCACCAAGGGGUCGCUCAUUGAGCUGGCCAGCGGGCAGUUGAAACAGGUGGAGGAGCUGCAGACAGAUGACUUCUUGAGGAGUGCUGAUACAUCACCAGAGUUCCAUCUCAGCACCUGCACGGUGUUGCUCAUUUCGCCCAGCAGUGCACAGGGUGUCAGCCAACUGCAGGUCCACCUCACAGACCGCAACACUCAGGAGUUCCUGAAGGUCUUGGUGGAGUAUCCGUUCUUCGUCCAGGACCAAGGCUGGUCUUCUUGCUGCCCUCUGAGAACAACUCAACUCUAUGGCCUUCCCUGCCGCCAGCUUACAGAGGGGGAUGUCUGCCUUGCUCUCACUCCAGCACCCAAGCAACUCCACAGGACAUUUGUGCGUUCCUCCUGCAAGGUCCAACGCACAGAACAUCUUCCCAGGGCUGCAGCAGGAGGCUCAGGCAGCUCACACAGGGUGAAAAUGCCACCUCCUCCUCCUCCUCCUCCCCCUCUCCCCCAGCACUCGCCUCCUACCGGGGCUCCGCACAUCCCGGGCGCAAAAUCUCAGACUCGGGAGCUCGGGCGAUCUCGGAAAAGGCGCUGGUCGGCCCCUGAUGUCCUUCCCUCAGCAGGUACUGAUGAAAGCCUCCUGGAUUUACCUCAAGGCUCCAAGCUGAUGAAGUGGAAGUAGAAAAUUGCACAUGCACACGUUCACCAACAGUAAGCACAUGUAUACGCGCUAAGUCUCUGUUGCUCCCACGAGGGUUGCAGGUAUGGAACAAGAAAGAACAAUCAAAAAUUACGGGUGUUCACACUGCCGCCCUCAGGCUUAAAUAUGUCUACCUGUGGCCCCCACCCCCUUCCCUCUUCUACUCCCCUCUUUUGUUCUCCCUUCCUUGGCUUGAAAGGAGCAGCCACUGAAAGAUGUCUGGGUGGCUCCUUGCAGACACACUGAAGACAUUAGUGAGACAAUCAAGCACUCGUCUGUGUUCACUCUGUUUAUGUAACGGUCGUCCCACACACAUAUUUACCGACAGUGUUGUUCUGCAGGGUAUCAAUUCUUCAAUCAGUGUUAUGAAAGUAAGCACUAUUCAUGCAUACACACACACACACAUAUAUAUAUAUAUAUAUAUAUAUAUACACAGUAUGUAUAUGUAUAUGUGUGUGCGUGCGUGCGGGCGUGCGUGCGUGUAUGUAUGUAUGAACAAAAAAAGUUAUCUUACAUGUGUACAGUGAGUAUGCUAAACAGACUUAAUGCAACUUUGUCCAGAUACGUUGUGUUCGACUUUUUCUUGCUUCUCAACCAUUGUGUCCGUGUUGGUCUGGGCAGUCAAGAUGAAUGUAAGAGCGUGAACAACUCUUUGCCUUCUUCAGAUCUUAUCACCUUCAAUGAGUUGUUUGUCAAGGCAUUACUCUCCAAUAUGUUCUUAACAUGAUCUCCGAGAAGAGGUGGGUGAACACUAAUGAAAACUGCGUAUGAGACAAUCGUGCCCACAUGGACAGAUGUGUACCAUAGUCUACACACUGUUUUUUUUUCCAUUAAAAGCUGAAUAGUGGAAAGAGUGCAGUGAGACGGGAGAGUAAUGGUGCUAAUAACACGUUGGAACAUGAUGCUUUGUGGAUAUCCAUGUCAUUGUUACGUACUGUAUGCAGUAUGUCUGAAAGCAGGGAAAAUGAUCAAAGUAUUUUAAACUCUGAUACGGGUAUCUCCUCUGAUUCAGCACACUCUUUCACUUUAGUUUUUGUGACUAAACCAUCCCUGUAAAUUAUUCCUUCUCAAUGCCAUAGCUACAAAAUGUAUAUUUUUUAAAACCGUGUAUCUGUUAUAUGAUGUUCGCUAGAAAUAAAUGGGAAAAAAAGCUUCUUAGAUUUA